GCCCAAUUUGUGCUUAGUUCUUGCCAACGGUUGCAGUACGUUCGCUUCGUCAGUCCUCGGGGCAGCCGAGACGGCCCAAGAGGUGCCCACAGUCGCCCCAAGCUGUCUGCCAUUUGGGCUCCAGAUUGUUUGUGGCUCGAGCGCAGAGCGUACCCAAGAAUUACCAAGCUUCUGCCGGUGGGCACUCCGCGCCCAGUCUUGCACGAGGCCCGGCCCUGCGGCAGGCCCGGCCCCGCGGCAGGCCCGGCCGGCGGCGGGCAGCGGCCACCCGCCGGGAUGCGCGUCGGAUGGCACGCCGCCGGCGACGUGGAGAUCGUGAUGGUUCGGGAGACGCGCCGUGGCGCACCGAGAGCGAGCGCAGCACGGGGGCGCCUUCGAGCCGCGGGGGCGCGGCUGCUCCCGGGGCCGGGCGGAGAGCCCGGGGAGCGCGCGGCGAGCCUGGGGCCCGGCGGCAGGCCGGCCCGCCACCGCGGGAGCAAGGCUCCGAGGAGGAAGAGGGCGGCAAUGCUCUGCGAGGAGCGCCGGGCUGCGGGGGUCAUGAGGCCUCCGAGCGGCACCCGGUGGGUCUGCAGCGCAGCGAGCGCAGCGCGAGCAGUUUUUUGCUGCUUUUGUUUCUUGUUUUCUCUCCCCUCUCCCGGCGCCCGGGCCCCCCUGGCGGCACCUCCGGCGCCGCCCCUGGCCGCGCCAGGGAGAGGGGUCCAGCGCGAAUCCAAGAAAUCCGCGCGGGGCGCCAAAAGUUUCUGUUUAUGUUGUUUUUUCUUCUUCGAAUCCGGCCAGUGGGGUCUCCGACGAGUGGGAGCUUUCGCUUGCCAGCUCCGUCGGCCGCGCAGUCAUCCCGUGGCCGACGGGCACGUUGUUUCCUGAGGCUGGCCGGGCCCGAGUAGUUUCAACGUCUGCGUACCUCACCGUGUCGAAGGUACAGCGCAGGUGAUGCACGGAGGCUCCUGCCUGUUGGGUGUUGCGACCGCGUGCGUUGGCUCAUCGCCCCGUACAGACUCUUCUUGGAGUUGUUCGGUUGUCAGAGCCACCGCGGUUGCAGUGUAACCUCUACAGCUUUAAGACUCUGCGCAUCGCCGCGGGUGGGGCGCUCGGCUGCUGGGCGAGCCGCUGGUUGGACCAACCUCUGUAAUAAUGACAGAGGUUGUCAUCGGAUCUUAGCCAUCCUUAGCACACCUUGUUCCCGAGCUGGCUUCUAUGACAUGCGUUGAAUGCGGCGCGCAAGCAAGCGUUCUAUGUCUCUCUCUCUCUCAUUCCUGCUCUCCUCGCUUGAUCUUCAUGUCUUGAUGGACGCGUUCUCUUCUACCCCCGACCGCAUGUCGGUUCGCUUGCUGUGCCUUGGUGACUUGCACUGGCGUGAUUGCAAUUCCAUCAGCCCCUGUAAAGGGUGAUCAGCCUGCCCGGAACGAGCGUGACAGCACGUAGGGUUUUGACGCGCAAUGCCAGUUUUUUGUGUUCGCGCUGCUUCUUGUUCCUCCCUUACUCCCCAUCUCGAUGGUAGCCGAUCCGUAACGCCUCCGCCAAUUGGCAGGCCUGUCAGUGGCGAUAUACGGGGUCGUCUCGGCGACGCCCCCCGCUCCUCUAGAAGGGGACGUCUCGGGUCAGCUGUCCUCGGCUCGUCGCGGAGUGUUGCCACGUCCUGGCGGUCCAGCUUGGCUUGUUCAGCCGCUGCCGCGCAGGGCAGAUGCCGCCAGGCGAGCCCACUCGGAGCUGGUUCCCAUCAAGAGCCGGAAGAGGAGGA
This is a messenger RNA of Prorocentrum cordatum, 1738 nucleotides long. NCBI's taxonomy places the organism in Eukaryota, Dinophyceae, Prorocentrales, Prorocentraceae. The record is from the annotation of a GenBank genome assembly.